GAAAUCUUUCGAAUGGCUUGGACACGGUUGACGUUUGCGGGCUCUGACGGACUUUAGUCGGUGUCACGUCGGAUAGAGUUCUGUUCCGGUGGGGUUUUUUUUGUUCUUUAGCCGCGUGUGUGCGUGUUUGUUUAUUUUUUGUUUUGGUUUUUGUGACCCAAUCAGUGGUGUUUGGCGUGGUUUCUUUCACGACAUUCUCGUUUCAAUGGUUUAAACCCUAAUACGCACCUCGACAAGCUGUUUGCCACCACUAGACAAAGAAAUGUUCUACAAACGUCAAUACUGUUCUCUGGCAGGCCGGAGCAACAAUGCGCACAGUAGCAACACAAACAACUACACCAACAACACCUGACAUAGUGACAAGCACACCGCCGCCUACUAAUGUGUGUACGUGAGUGUGUGUAGACUGGUUGCUACUGUCAACGGCAACAGUUUUGUGUGUGUGCGUAUUUGUGCGUGAACAAGUAGACCUUGAGUUGUUUUUUUUCCCUGUGUCCAAUCCCUGCUUCCGUGUCAUCUGUCACUAGCAGCAUCUUACACCAACAGUCCAGGAUCGACCACACGGAGAAGUUGCUAGGAUAUGUGACUGUGCAGGUGUGUGUGGGUGUGCGCCAGACGGUUUUUGUGUUGAUUGGAAAGUUAAUGCAAAACUUAUUGCAACUAAAAACAAAACCGCUCCCACAGAGGGUGAAGGAAUAUUUCUUCAAAUCUACACAAAAAAAACAGUUGUUUUUCUCCUCCCGACGAGUGUGUUGUGAAACGGAGUGCUCAGGAGCGAUGUGCCUGUGCGUGUGUAUGUGCGUCAUUGAAUGUUCGUUAAUGUGUUGCUACUUGGGUUACUACAACCGUGUAUGAUAGUGUAUUCGGGUGCAGAGCUGGUGUAAGUGUGUGCAAACGGGUGUACGUACGUCCCAGCUAGUGUUCCCACUAGCUUUGUUGUAAGUGUUCGUGCGAUCGGUGUCAAGCAAUAGAGUGUUAUUAGUGAGCAAGCAAGUAAAUUUCAUUAACAAAGAAAAAAGAAAAACAAGUGCGAUUAGAAAAAAAAAUAAAAAGAAGAAAAAAUCUGCAAAUUAUACCAAAUGGUAAAAGAAGGAAAGAAUUUGUUUUUGUUUAUUUUGUGGUUGCUAAUUUAAACCGAAAAAAAAACACACAAAAAAAGGCAACAAGUGAAACGAUUUGUAACGAAGCGUUACACAAGUAAAACGGACACGUGAAUAAAAUUUGGACCAUGUGUCCAUUUCCGGUGUAGUGAUUUUUUUUACACAUUGUGCUCCACUUAAAACUAAGAGAAAACUUAGGCAAAGUUUGGUGGAAAAUUUAUCCUUACAAACGAUGCAGUGCAUUCGUAGUGUUGGUAACGGUGGCAGUGGUGGUGGUGGUGGUGGUACUGCUGGAGGUGGAGUGGAACGGAAGAUCCUGAUAAAGACGGAAGAUUCACGUGUUGUGGCGAAUGGUAAUGGCGUCAACGGUGCACACGAUGCCGAACGAAGGUCACAGGAAGUCAUGGACGAGUGUCACCCCGGUCCGGUUGGGAGCGAUUCGGACGAUAAGAAGCUGCCAACCAUGCCGGAGGUGCGAACGUUCGUAAUAAGCGAAAACCAGUGCAUCGUGUACGGUGCACGGUCCGGUGGAGGUAGCGAAGGUUCAAGGCCACCGGCCACGUCCACACCGCCAGCCUUACCUUCGUCGACGCUCCAGCAACUGCCCGUCUCCCAUCUGCCACCGAAGAAAACGCUCAAGCUGGCCCUUGGUCUACGGGGACCCACAAUAUCUUCUCCGACGACGACAUCGGCAGCGCGACAACCGUCGCCCCCACCCCUAACCCUGCGCCGGACAUCUGAGGAAUCGGGCCGGAUGAUGGCGCGGAUACAGAUCGUAUCCAAGGCGCACGCACACCCGUGCGAUGAUGGCCAACCCGUCCAGAACGGUGUGCUGGUGGGUGGUGGCGGACAGGGUGUGCACGUGAUAAGAGACGGGCGGUUCUAUCAACCUGCCACAACACCACCACAGCAGCAGCACCACGAAGAUGGUCGCUGUGACGUCAAGAAGGAGGAAGACCGGCCAGGUCCGGACCAUGCGAUGCUGCUGGACGAAGGAACAGCGCGUGGUUCGUACCGUGCGCCACAGCAGCAACACAGCAGCAUCAUCGUUACGAAUGGUGGCCGCAACUCGCCCACACCCACCACCCACCAUGGACGCCUUUCACCUGCCGGAAGUGGAGGGGUAGCGGUAGUGCAGCAUCCACACACUUCCAGCAGCAUCGCGACAACGACCACGAUACUCGUGUCGAACGAGCGUGCACCGAGCUAUAAGCCGGCAACGCAGGCUACCUCUACUACAACGACGGUUUCAAGCAGCAAGCAGCAACACAGCAGUAACAAUCAUCAUCAGCACGGGCACGUAACCUCAAUGCAGCCUCCGCCUCCACCGCCACCGCUGAAGCUGUCCAAGGGUGGCGGGGGACAUGAGGAACCGUCCAGUUCCAUGCCAGAUUUGGAAUUCGAUGGCACAACCGUCCUAUGCCGAGUGUGCGGUGAUAAAGCGUCCGGUUUCCAUUAUGGUGUCCAUUCCUGUGAAGGAUGCAAGGUAAGUGUGAUUUUUAUUAUAUUGCAAAUGGUUUUAAGCAAAGAAGGAAAUUUGUGAUCGAUAGAAAUUAUGAAUUAGGAUAGAAAUUAUUAUACAAACUUAGAUAAUAAAUGAAUUUAAUGUAGAAAGAAGUUUCUCGAAACUUCAUCACAAUCCACCUAAAUGAGAAAGGUUGUAGGCGUUUGAAGGAAGUGGUAAUUGGAUACGCAAAAGAUAAAAAAAAUAAUAAAAAAAACCUUCAACACCAACCAUCGUGCCUUCACUUCACGACCAUGAAAAAGUGUAAAAUAUUGUAAAACCUUUUCGGCGCAACUCUAACCUCAAAAACAUGGCAAAUGAGGAAAUCGACCCGGUGGUCAAGAACGUUCGAGUUUUCUGAAGGUUUUCCAUUCGAUGAAAAGCUACAAACGCGGGCUGCCCCAAAGUUGGUUGCAGAAGGUUCAUUCACACCACCGAACCGAAGCGAGCAAGGUGUUCAUAAAUUAAGGCUUUUUCUUCACCUUGUUGCUGUGGCACGGCCAGAUUGAAGCUAAACCAAAGGGAACACAGGUUACAGAAGCCAUUCACCUUCGUACGGUGUUACCUCCGGAAGCAGGUUUUUCGUUCAGUGACCUUUUUUUCUGCCGCUGCAAAAAAAGGGAAGUAGAAUGAACACACAAAACACAUAGUUUGCUACGAAAGAUUUGAAAGAGCAAACGCAGGAAUGAUUGGAAGAGAGAAAAAAACCCGAUUAUCAUCGUAAGCGCGAAGGAAAGCAGAAGUUUAUAGAAGUGGAAAAUUGAAGUAGAAAAUAGAAGCGAACUAGAAAAGGUUCUAAGCGUAGCGAGUAAAGCUAAAAAUAGCUACAUGUAAUAAGUAAAGAGACUAGAGAACGGAUGUGUAGAAAAGGUAACAAGCAAAAGUAACGAAGAGUAACGAUGAUAGUGCAAGAAACGAGAUAAGUAACAAGAAAACGCACAAAACGUGCGAACAAAGGUGUAAAGAAGAGGACGGUUGUGCAAGAAAAAAAGAGGCAAAGUAGAGAAGAAAAAAGAAACACAGAACAUACUACAGAAAUACAAGAAAGCUACCAAACGAGAAUAACAGCUGCUCUUUGCCGAUGGAGAUGGAGAGGGAGUGGGUGUACAUAGUUGCUGCUUACCCUUGGCUGUUCAACAUUGGCCAGCUGGUAUUGGUAUGUGGCAAACGCGAAAGGUUACUGACCCAAAGUCAUCUUCAUUCUUUCAACCCUCUCUCUGUCUUUGUACCGAUUUUUUUUUCAGAACCAUCUCUUAAGGUGCGAUGGUGGAAAUGGAACCCAAAUGAAGAAUGGAAAAACCUCCCCAAGUCACGUUUGGUGCUUGGGAAUGGAAGGUAGAGCGGGAUAAUAAUAUUGGCUAUUGUUUACCUUGCUGCUGCAUGAUUCUAUGAUUCGGUAGCACCUUUCCGAUGGAGAUUGUAACUGUUUUGUUAGAACAAACACGUUUGAAGGUUGCAUCCAGUUCGCAAAGGUGAAGCGAUGGAGUGAGCUGAGCAGCAUUCAUGACAUGCAUCAUCAUGGGCGACUCCUUCCUAACAUCCACUCUGCCAUCAAGAAAAAGGUCUUUGGGGAAAGGGGGAUGACUUUUGCCGUGGUGGCCAUGGUGCCACCGAAUGACAAGCCGCGAGUGAACGGCAAAGGCCGAUAAACUUCAUUGAUCGGUCAAUGACUGUGCGGACGGUCGUAAUGUUGAGCGAAGACGCGCUCGAACGGCUUUAAGUGAGAGGGGCUAAAUCGUGCCGUAAGAAUCAAAGUGGAAAGAAAAUAAUGAAGUAUUAAGAACCGG
Messenger RNA from Anopheles funestus (African malaria mosquito), 4391 nucleotides. RefSeq names its product ecdysone-induced protein 75B-like. Bases 1333 to 2643 code for a protein of 436 amino acids. Gene Ontology annotation, molecular function: zinc ion binding; nuclear receptor activity; RNA polymerase II cis-regulatory region sequence-specific DNA binding. The transcript is spliced from 3 exons. The record is from RefSeq and is a predicted model, not a curated record. Lineage: Eukaryota; Metazoa; Arthropoda; Insecta; Diptera; Culicidae. Gene Ontology annotation, biological process: cell differentiation; positive regulation of transcription by RNA polymerase II; hormone-mediated signaling pathway.